GUAACCAUACCACGGCAAACCAUCAUCUAGGCCGUUAAUAAAUUCUCUUUUUUUUAAUCAAACUCUAAUAAUACCCCUGUUUCGCACUUCCACUUCCAAACUCACUUCCCAAAUCCUCCUUCUGAUCAUAAUGAUACCUUUCUUCAUCCACCAAAUCGCCUGAUCUUUCAUCCUUUCAUCUCCUUCCAUUUCACUGUUCCCCUAAAUGCUUUUUAUGUAGAUCUGGGCAACAUUUUUUGGAGCUAAUUCGUAGAAACAGAUCCAAGAUUUAAUGUCAGUAGGUCCAGGAACUACUGGGGUUAGUGAAAGAUGGAAAUUUCAAGUGGACUGAGUCCUAGAGUGAUCUCAGUUACAUCAAAUGAAGGUAAAAAUGAUGAUCCAAAUCGUCAAAAAUUCGAUUUGGAAUCAGCAGAUAUGGUUUCACAGACGGUUCACCAGUUUCUUACUUUGAAUGCACUAGAGAUUUUGAGGGAAACUGUGAGAAUUUUGCGGUACAAUUCGAUAGGUUUCAUGACAAUUGCUGCAUUGUUAAUUUGCCCUGUGUCUGCUGUUGUUUUAUCUAAUGUACUGGUUUAUCAGCCGUUUGUUACGAGAUUGAGUAUAAGGUUAUUGCUUGUAGCUAAAACAAGUGGGUUGCCACUUAAGCCAUUUAUCAAGCAGUCUUGUCAUAAGUUCUCUGAUGUGGUGAUCUCAGCUGUAAUGUGCUUCCCUCUGUAUGUAACGUUGUUGUUGUUGUCAAAAGCUGCGAUAGUUUAUUCAGUUGAUUGCACUUAUUCGAGGAAGAAAUUUGAUUCGCACAAAUUUUAUGUGAUUAUGACCAAGAUAUGGAAGCGGGUUGUUGUGACUUACUUGUGGGUGUGUGUGGUGAUUGCAGGAUGUCUCACGUUGUUUAUUGUACUUCUUAUUUCUGUGAGUAGUGCUUUCUCGAUUAUGGGGUUCCCUCCAGACUUGAUUCUGUACCCCGCAAUGAUAGUAGGGAUGAUUUUCUCAAUAAUUUUAGCAAAUGCUAUUAUUAUAUGCAACAUUGCGAUUGUGAUAUCUGUUUUAGAGGAUGACUCUGGACCACAAGCAUUGUUAAAGUCGAGUUCACUCAUCAAGGGGCAGACACAAGUUGGACUUCUCAUAUUUCUUGGAUCAACUAUCGGGAUGGCAAUUGUGCAGGGUUUAUUUGAGCAUAGAGUGAAGACAAUAAGCUAUGGAGAUGGAUCUUCGAGGUUAUGGGAAGGGCCCCUUUUGGUAAUAUUGUACUCAUUUGUGAUACUUAUUGACUCCAUGAUGAGUACAGUUUUCUACUUCAGCUGUAAAUCAUAUAGAAUGGAAACCUCAAGUGAAGAAAGUCAACCUGUGCUAGAAGCUUUGACAAUUUCUUCAGCAUUAGCAGAAGUCCAAUAACAUGCUUGAAAUUUGAAUUUAAGGCUCUUGAAAUUACGGUAAGUUGCUUUGACGAUGAGGAAUUUCUACGUGAAGCCUGGAUACACAUUCAAUUCGUGCGUAUCUUGAAAAGGAAAAAGAAUGAGUUGAAUUCCUCUUGGAGAAAGUUAACAGAUGCUGAAAGUGGAUAAGUUGUGUUUUAACCUCGUUGACUACUCAUCUUAAAAGUUUCUUUGCUGAACUGUUGUCUGCUAACAUAUUACCAGAAGAAAAUCAUUUGAAAGAUGGUAAUUUUGGAUUUUUGCACAGUAAUAAUCUGUUGAAAAAUUCAGCUGAGAUUUGAAAAUUUUAAACAAUGUACGUUUUAUCAUUAACAGGUUAUAAAGAUAUCGUGAAGUUCGUUUUCUUGA
Messenger RNA from Capsicum annuum, 1781 nucleotides. RefSeq lists its product as uncharacterized. Lineage: Eukaryota; Viridiplantae; Streptophyta; Magnoliopsida; Solanales; Solanaceae. The coding region runs from base 310 to 1392 and encodes 360 amino acids. The transcript is spliced from 2 exons. The record is from RefSeq and is a predicted model, not a curated record.